GGGGACAGUUCUGUAACUUUCUAUGCCAGGCUCCAGCACCAUGACGGUGUCUUACACUCUCAAAGUGGCAGAGGCGCGCUUCGGAGCCUUCUCUGGCCUGCUCUUCCGCUGGAGGGGCAGCAUCUACAAGCUCCUGUACAAGGAGUUCCUGCUCUUCAGCACCUUGUAUGCUGCCCUCAGCAUCACCUACCGGCUGUUGCUGACCCAGGAGCAGAAGCAUAUUUAUGCCCAGGUGGCCCGAUACUGCAACCGCUCAGCAGAUCUCAUCCCCUUGUCCUUUGUACUGGGUUUCUACGUGACUUUGGUGGUGAACCGUUGGUGGUCUCAAUACACAAGCAUUCCACUGCCGGACCAGUUAAUGUGUGUCAUCUCAGCCAGUGUGCAUGGUGUGGACCAGAGUGGCCGUUUGCUACGCCGAACUCUUAUCCGCUAUGCCAACCUGGCAUCGGUUUUGGUGCUACGGUCCGUGAGCACCCGCGUACUCAAGCGCUUCCCCACCAUGGAGCACGUGGUGGAUGCAGGUUUCAUGUCUCAGGAAGAGAGGAAAAAGUUUGAGAGCUUGAAAUCUGACUUUAACAAGUACUGGGUCCCUUGCGUCUGGUUCACUAACCUAGCCGCCCAGGCCCGCAGGGAUGGACGAAUCCGUGACGACAUCGCUCUCUGUCUCAUACUGGAAGAGCUGAACAAGUAUCGGGCCAAGUGCAGCAUGCUAUUCCACUAUGACUGGAUCAGCAUCCCCCUUGUCUACACCCAGGUGGUGACCAUAGCUGUCUAUUCCUUCCUCACCCUUUCCCUGAUUGGCCGCCAGUUUGUGGAGCCAGAAACAGGGGCUGCCAAACUUCGGGAGCCUCUGGAGCCAGGCACGGAGGCCUCUCCAGCCCCGUGGGACCUGGACGUGUUCGUGCCUCUCACCACAUUCCUACAGUUUUUCUUUUAUGCUGGUUGGCUCAAGGUGGCUGAACAGCUCAUUAACCCCUUUGGCGAGGAUGACGACGACUUUGAGACCAAUCAGCUCAUAGACCGAAACUUUCAGGUGUCCCUGCUCUCUGUGGAUGAUAUGUACCAGAACCUGCCUCCCACUGAGCUGGAUCUGUACUGGGAUGAGGCCCAACCUCAGCCACCCUAUACGGUAGCCACAGCUGCUGAGUCCCUGCGCCCUUUCUUCAUGGGUUCCACUUUCAACCUGCGCGUCAAUGAUGACCCUGAGCAGUGCCUGCAGGUGGAGGUGUCCCGGAGGUCCGACCUGCUAGCACCUGCCAGGCGGACCACGCAGACCCCGAUGCUGGGCCGCCUCCUGGGUGCAGGAGCGCCCUCACCUGCUGUAAGCCUGCAAAACUUUAACGGAGCCCAUGGCACUCCCGCGACCCCGCACCUGCUGCACUUCCAAACCAGCGGUGAGGAUGAGGAGGCUGAGGGCAGCAUUGAUGAGGAUGAAGGAUCUGAGGAUGAAGCCUUGGAACCAUAUAGGUGGAGUAUCUAUAUUCCCAGUAAUGGUGGCCUGUUGGGAACUAUGAGAACCCUGAGAUUAACAUCCUGCCUGACAAUCACAAGGAUCUGGCUUUGCCCUGAGAAAAGAACGGAAAUCCACCCCCUCCCCACCUGCUACCCCGGAGGAGCUCAACCCCAGAUUUUGUAACCUACCAUUUCCCUCCUUCCUCUUCCCCUCCCCUCCAAGAUUUUUGCUUUAAAUAUGCUCUGCUCCACCAAGUAAACGGCUCUUGA
Molecule: messenger RNA, 1722 nt
Organism: Mastomys coucha (southern multimammate mouse)
Lineage: Eukaryota; Metazoa; Chordata; Mammalia; Rodentia; Muridae
Gene: Best4
Product: bestrophin 4
Exons: 10
Coding region: 23-1636 (537 amino acids)
Molecular function (GO): chloride channel activity
Source: RefSeq, a predicted model, not a curated record